This is a messenger RNA of Leptomonas pyrrhocoris, 679 nucleotides long. Its product is annotated as surface antigen-like protein. Lineage: Eukaryota; Euglenozoa; Kinetoplastea; Trypanosomatida; Trypanosomatidae. The record is from RefSeq and is a predicted model, not a curated record. The transcript has a single exon. Bases 68 to 679 code for a protein of 203 amino acids.
AGAUCUCCGAUCUAAGCAACACCCUCGCGUUAACGCCAAUUUCAGCACUACACUUCCGUUCUUCCCGAUGGCCGGCUUUACUCGUGCGUUAUGCAUCGCUGCACUGUUCGUGGCCACCCUCACCGUCGCCUCUGCAGCACGCAGCUGUGGCAUCGAUCACUGUACCACCUGCAUCGCGAAUUAUUGCACCUGGUGUGAGGGUGGCUUCUACGCGUGGGGUGGGACGUGCAAUGCCUGCACGGCCAACUGUCGCAGCUGCGUUAUCGCAGGCCGUUGCACGUCGUGCAAUGACGGCUACACGCUCACGUACUUCCCGAACGGGACCAACGGUAAGGAGUUUACCAGGUACGGCGCCUGCGAAGUGAAGGGUCCUGCCACUGCCUGCAGCGAUCCGCAAUGCACGAGCUGCAUUGAUGGGACGUGCCUCUACUGUUCCAAAGGAUUCUACGCCAAGGACGGCAGAUGCGCCUCUUGCGAGGCUGCACACUGCACUCACUGCGAGAUUUCCGGCCGCUGUCUCGCAUGCGAUGCGGGCUAUUAUCUCCGGUACGUCAACUCCACCGAGAACGAAACGAUCAUCAGCCACUGGGGCACGUGCAUCAACGGCGCCACCUUCUUCAACGCGUACGCUGUUUUGGUGGGCACGGUUGUCGUCGCAUUGACCCUCAUGGUCGCUUAA